AUGGAGCUGUCUCCUCCUCCCUCUGGCCUGGUAGCAGAGUACGCCGCACUUUUCACCCCAGACUCGCUUCACUUCCUCCGUGAGCUGAUCUCCACAUUUAAUGACGAGGUGGAUCAGAUCCUGCGGUUGAGAGUGUCCAGAAAGGCCCAUCUGGAUCUCUCAGGUGACUUGCCAAACUUCCUGGAAAGCACCUCACAUAUCAGGAGAGACCCAGCCUGGAGGGUGCUCCCCGUCCCCCCGAGGCUCCAAAAGAGACAUGUGGACGUUGGGGAUCUCGCCCCGUGCGAUACUCAGCGCUUCAUUAAAGCUCUCCAGUCACCAGCACAAGGCCUACAGGUUGAUUUCGACGACGGAAACUGUCCGACAUAUUACAACCAGAUCAAAGGCCUUCACAACGUCGUUAAGGCGGUGUGCAACCAGUUCCAUGAUGCUCCACACAUAUCUCAGGCUCCGGUUCUGAUGCUGCGUCCUCGUGCAUGGAACAUGCUGGAGCACAACAUGAUGGUGGAGGGAAAAGAGGCUCCUGGUCCUCUCUUUGACUUUGGACUUCUCAUGUUUCACUGUGGAAAGAAGCUGUUUGAACACCAGAGUGGACCGUUUUUCUACCUGUCAAAAGUGGAGAGCUUCAUGGAGGCCAGACUGUGGAACAAGAUAUUUGUGUGGACACAGCAGAAGCUGGGCCUCCCGCUGGGCAGCAUCAAGGCAACGGUGCUGAUUGAAAAUGUGUUGGCAGCGUUUGAGAUGGAGGAGAUCCUCUAUGAGCUCCGGGACCACUCAGCAGGACUCAACUGUGGCAUCUGGGAUUACUCGGCCUCCUUUGUCAAUAAGUUUGGUCACCGUCGGGCUUUCCUGCUGCCUGACCGCAGUAAAUACGUCAACAUGGAGAAGCGUUUCCUGCGCAGCUACAUGGACCUGUUGGUUCAGACGUGCCACCGGCGGGGAGCGCUCGCCACCGGAGGCAUGGCUGCUUCGCUGCUGCCUCAGGACCCGAUCAGCGACUCCCACAGGACGGCGCUGGCUUCCGUCAAGAGACUGAAGCUGUUGGAGAUCAGGGCAGGUGUGGACGGCUUCAUGGUGUAUGAUCUGAACCUGAUCGAGCCGAUGCAGCAGCUCUUCAAGCUCCACACUGAAGGUGAAAACCAGCUUCACCAGCUUCGAAAUGACAUUGCGGUGACUCCAGAUGAUCUGCUGUCCAUGCCGUCGGGAGGAGUCACCCUUCAUGGUUUGAAGCAUAACAUUGCAGUUGGUGUCCUCUUUAUUAAUGCCUGGCUCUCAGGUAAAGGACAUUUUUUCUACAGAGGACAGGUCGAAGAUUCAGCCACAGCAGAGAUCUCCAGAUCGCAGGUGUGGCAGUGGAUCCACCACCAGACUCAGCUGGAGGAUGACAGCCGGCUGGUGAGCAGGCGGCUGGUCACUGAACUCACCAAACAGCUCUUGAUGGAGCUCAGCGCUCUCAAUCACUCUGAGAGGACUAAACAGAUGCUACACACAGCGGCCGACAUGUUCCUGGAGGUGGUCCUGAAGAGACACUUCCCAGAGUUCAUCACCACCUACUUGAACCAGGACCACACCUUCCUCAGCUCUCAGAACCCUGGACAGGUGGAGAUUCUGGACAUGGAGCGAUCCAAACUGUGA
Molecule: messenger RNA, 1635 nt
Organism: Stegastes partitus (bicolor damselfish)
Lineage: Eukaryota; Metazoa; Chordata; Actinopteri; Pomacentridae
Gene: ugl
Product: ureidoglycolate lyase
Exons: 14
Coding region: 1-1635 (544 amino acids)
Biological process (GO): glyoxylate cycle
Cellular component (GO): cytoplasm
Molecular function (GO): malate synthase activity
Source: RefSeq, a predicted model, not a curated record